Microdochium trichocladiopsis is the source of this 1491-nucleotide messenger RNA. RefSeq lists its product as uncharacterized. NCBI's taxonomy places the organism in Eukaryota, Fungi, Ascomycota, Sordariomycetes, Xylariales, Microdochiaceae. Gene Ontology annotation, molecular function: DNA-binding transcription activator activity, RNA polymerase II-specific; zinc ion binding. The record is from RefSeq and is a predicted model, not a curated record. Gene Ontology annotation, biological process: regulation of transcription by RNA polymerase II. The transcript is spliced from 5 exons. The coding region runs from base 157 to 1314 and encodes 385 amino acids.
CCUACUCUUCCGAUCCCAAACCAGGACAUAUUCGCUCAUCAAAGGCAGGCCCCUCAGUGGCCAGAUUCCCGGACCUGCAACCCGACGUGCAAAUUUGUUGCUUGAGCACCGCACAGCACACACUCCAGUCCGGUCUUCCAUCUGCUAGAAGGCCCCAUGGGAGGAUCGAAGCGCAAGGCGCAUAGCAAGAGUCGCCUCGGUUGCAAGAACUGCAAGGCGCGAAAGAUCAAGUGCGAUGAGAAGACACCAUCAUGCUCGAACUGCACGCGACGGCAGGUUACUUGCGACUUCACCGUGGGCGGCAGCCCGCGGCCGAGCCUCUCCGCUACUGGUCUGAACAUGACGGACCUGGAGCUGCUUCACAAUUACACGGCCAUCACGUACCUGACUUUGGCCGACAAUCUGGCCACGCGCGAAUUUUACCGGACGACCAUUGUGCAGAUAGGCUUCGACUGCGACUACGUGAUGAGGGCGAUCCUCGCAGUGUCCAGCCUGCAUUUGGCGCAUAACCGGAUCGGCAGACGAGACCACUACCAGGCACUCGCCAUUAAACACCAACAGACUGCCUCCAACACGGCGAUGCCCCUACUGUCCAGCGCGGACCCCGAGUCCGCCCAGAAACUCUUCUUGUUCGGCGUCAUGACGCACUAUUACGCACUCGGCUGGCCCAGAGAGCCUGGCGACAAGCUCUUCCUCGGCACGUCCGACUUCCCCGACUGGAUAUACUUUCUCCGUGGGACAAAGGCCCUCCUGGACCUCUCCGGGAUCCCCGAGUCCGGACCGCUCCGGCCGCUCUUUGCGCACUCGAUCGAGCGUUAUGUGCUGCGCAAGGGUCCCGAGGCAUCUCACUCCUCCGCCCACGUGGCGCUCACGGAACUCACCGACGCCAUCGCUUCGCGGCCGCACAUCGCAGCAGCCGGCGGCGGCGGGAACGACCUGCGGCGGAUCUACGCCACGGCCAUCGCAGAGCUCAAGAAGUCGUUUGGUCAAGCCGAGGCGCUGCGGCGCGGCGCAGGCGGCGGCGGUGGUGGUGGCGGAGGACCGUACGAGAUGACGGAUGCCUUCAGCUGGGUAUACAUAGUGGCCGACGACCUGCUGCCGCUGCUGCGGGUGGGCGCGGCCGAGGCCGUGGCCGUGUUUGCCUACUUUUGCGUGCUGCUCUGGCUGCUCGAGGGCCACUGGUGGAUGCAGGGGUGGGGGCUGCAGCUCAUGGCGCAGGCGUACGAGAUGCUCGACGAAGAGGGCCGGGUUUGGAUCGUGUGGGCCAUGGACGAGAUAGGCUAUGUGCCGCCCUCGGCGGUCGACCGCAUGUGAGAGGUGGCCUUGUGCUUCAAUAUUGGUAGAAAGACCAGGCAGUGGCCUGGAUGUUAUUUUCCCCUUGAGUUUGUGCGGUUUUAUGCUCAGCAACUUGGGCUUCUCGUUGCCGUUCUGUUGUAGCAGACUAGAUCUGUAAGGAAGAUCAGGGACAAGUAUCAUGCAGAGACUUCGAAU